Messenger RNA from Vidua chalybeata, 2645 nucleotides. Its product is annotated as PHD finger protein 7-like. The record is from RefSeq and is a predicted model, not a curated record. The transcript has 10 exons. NCBI's taxonomy places the organism in Eukaryota, Metazoa, Chordata, Aves, Passeriformes, Viduidae. Bases 1146 to 2645 code for a protein of 499 amino acids. Gene Ontology annotation, cellular component: nucleus.
UUAUUACUAUGCAUGGAUAGACUGCUUAUAGGGUUUUUUUAAGGAUGCUUUGCUACGGACUAAAAGAGACAACAGUUCAGCUUCUCAUCUUGGGACUACAGUCCCCCCCAUUUUCCCCUGGGGCCAAAGGUCCAAGAACAGAGAUCAUCUUCUUCCUGAAGACAGAGGGCAUCAUUCCCUCCUCAGCUUUUCUCUGUUCUUGCCAUUCCUGUGCUGGUGGUUGCUGAAGCAGGUCUCUUUGGGUCACCACUGCAUCCCCCAAAAUGCAGUCUCAAUUGCAGAAGAAUCUGGUUCAGUCCAUGGCCAACAAGAAAAGUCCAGCCAAAAGCCACUCCAUCAUCUCCUCCCACCUAAAAAUUUCUUCUUCUAACAUCUCAGGUCCCGGACUGUCUCUCUUCCACUAUAAAUAAUUCGAUCAUAUAGCCAAGACAACAUUUUACUGUGUCCUGCUGUCCAGUGCUGAACAGGGUUGAGACAGAGCAGGCAGCUCUGUGUCUGUGUGAAAGUUGCAGGAGCAGCACCAGGAGCAGCAGCAGAGCAGUGCCCGAUGGUUGCCUCGGGGCCUGGCAUUUGACCCUGCACUCGCUGCAGGAGUCCCUGCCUGGUUCCCUGCUGACCAAACCUUCGCACCCAUCUGAGAACCUGGGUUCCCAAGGGGGCCGCCUCGAGUGGUUGCCAGGGACCUGAGGCUGUGGCUGCCCCGAUUUUGGCUGCACGAUGCUGAUGUCAGAGUGGCCAUUGUGACCCGUGCGACCAAGGCCCUAAAAAAGGGAACGCUGGGCUCAGGCCGUGUGUCAGUGCGACCUGGCAACGGGAGGAGAAGGCAGGGCCGGACGCUGCUGCCCAGGGACCAGAGGGACCCCACACCUCGGGAUCUGGGCCUGUGCUGCAGGCUCACCUGCCUCUCCCUGCCCAGAAUCAGCGGAGGAACAACCAGAGCAGACUGCGGUGUUCCUCGACGUGACGACGGGAGGAGAAGGCGGACAGGAGCAGGGCUCACGCAGGGCUGACCAGGGACUGGUGCCCUCGUGGCUCUGGGCCUGUGCUGCAAACUCCCCACACUCUUCUCUCUCCCACAGAGAGAGGACCAGCACCUGGAGGAGACGGUGGCAUUUCAGGACAGGGAGUCACCGCUGACAGCUGCCAUGUCUCACAGCAAGCAGGAGGGCCCUGGUGACAGGGAGCCAGCCUGCAUGCUGUGUCGCCGUGCGGAGGCUGACCGGGACAUCUGCGGUGACAAACUGGAGGACUGCGGGGUCUGUGCCCAUGAGUUCUGCCUGUUCUUUGCCACUCUGCUUUUUCGUCGAGACGACGAUUAUCUUGGAUUCGUGGGAUUUUUUCCUAGAGAUAUCCAAUUUGCAGUUCGGCAGGCGGCACAAAAGCACUGCUGCGUCUGUGGCCAGAGCGGGGCAACCAUCAAGUGUUGCAAGGAGGACUGUGACAGAUGGUUCCACCUGCCCUGUGCCAAGGAGGGCGGCUGUGUCACACAGUAUAUUCCAGAUUACAGCUCCUUCUGCCCUGAGCACAGUCCAGAGCAGGACGUGGAGGCGACUCCAGAGCCGGGCACCGAUUGCCUCAUCUGCAUGGAGCCUGUGGAGGAUAGAAAGACCUUCAGAACCCUGGUGUGCCCAGCGUGCAAAAGGGCCUGGUUCCACAGGGACUGCAUCCAGGGACAGGCCAUGUGCGCUGGUGCUUUAGCCUUCCAGUGCCCCCUGUGCAGAGACAAGGCGGCAUUCACAGUUGAAAUGUUCACCAUGGGGAUCCGAAUUCCCUUCAGAGACCCAGCAUGGGAGGACAACUAUGCCUUUGCGGAUCUAGGAGAGAGGCACAGCAGGUGCACUGCCAGGGAUUGCCUUUACCCGGGAGGCAGGGAGGACGCAGAGGAAGAGGGGCCCUGGGAGCUGCUCCUGUGCUCCUCCUGCGCUGCUGAGGGCACCCACAGGCGCUGCUCUGGCCUGACAAACCGCAUAGAGAGCUGGGAGUGUGACAGCUGUGCUGGUGUCGGAACGGCUUCCAGGGUUGAGUUAGAGCUCAGUGGCCCCAGGCUGACCAGACAGUCAGGACUGGAGCCUGCUGAUGGCUCCUCAGCACCUGAGGCCAUCAGCCCCAGCUCCAGCACCCUGGUGCCAUCGGGGCUGGAUCCCCAGUCUCCAUCUGCGGAGCCCAGCAGCAGCCACCAGCACACAGUAUGGCUGCGGUCUCUGCUGUCUUCUUCACUGGACAACAGCAACCCCAGCACAUCAAGCUCAACGUACAGCACCUCGUCUGACCCUGAGGACAGGGUCCAUUCCAGACGUGCUGGGCCCGGCUGCAGGCCAACCCGCUCUCGCCAGCAAGGUCGGGCCCCAGAUGGACCUGUCCGAUCGAGGAGUCCCUGUGACAGGAGCAGCAGGACAACCACAAGGACUGAGAGGCCCAGGCCAAGGGAGACACCUUCACAGGCAUCCCCGGGAUGCAGCCGCGCCCGCCAGCAAGGUCAGGCCCAGAGUCCGCCUGUCCGGUCCAGGAGUCCCUGUGACAGGAGCAGCUGGACAAGACCAAGGACUGAGAGGCCCAGGCCAAGGGAGACGUCGUCAGGGACAUCCCCCGGACGCAGCAGCUCCCACCAGCAAGGUCAGGAGCCACAGGACAACAUCAAGCGCUGA